AUGCUAAUUGUAUGCGCAGGUGGCAAGAACUUCAGCCUCAAGAGCGAGGAGGACGUGGAGGAGCUCAUGCAGACGCUCGUGGCGCAAAUUCACGCUAAGCUUAAGAACGAGCUCAAUCUACGCGAGAUUUUCAUCCCAAACUCCAAGGCAGAGGCACGCUGCAGCAUCUUCGUCUCGCACAACUACGCGGCGUGUCCGAAACUUUGCAUCUUCAUGCAACCCGGCGAAGGCAUGCAACCGGGCAUGUGGAGUCGUACGAUCCACCCGAAGACAGGCUUCCAGGGAUCCAUGAUCCCGUAUCUGAAGACAGCGAUUCAGGGUGGAUACGGCGUCGUGAUUCUGAAUCCCAGCACCAAUUUCUGCAUGGUUAACGGCCAUCGAGCCAAGAUCCUGCACUCAUCCACACCCGAAGUGCACGUGUCGUACGUCUGGAAGAACUACGUUGUGCCUAACGCGGCUCAGGAGAUCAGUUUCAUUGUACACGAAAAUGCUGGUAUCUUGUUAAAGACAUUUCUAUCCUCGUUGAGUGGACACGAACAGCAACGAGUCGGUGGAAUAGCCUUCAUUGAGUCGGCACAUCAAGUCUCAUCAGGAGACAGCAAUGCGUUGCGUGAGAUCUUGCGUGACAAAGCUGUUAACUUUGAAGCUUCGACAGAGCCAAUGUUUACAGUGAUUGGGUCGUCCAAGGCACGUCUGGGAUGCACGUCGUUGUCAGUGGGACGCACCUCAGGCGAAGCAAAUAACCGCGAGUGGACGGUGCACUCGGUACAGACGUCAGCGUUUGUGUUCCUGCAGUCCAUAGCCAGUGGAAUCGAGGAAUCUCUCCACGCUAUCCGUGCCACAUUCCCCAACAAACUCAUUGUGACAGUGAACCGUGCCCGACUCACGGGUCAACCAUACAACAAUCCGUUUGCAGUGGUGCAAUGCGCUGGGCAGAAGAAAGAGACAGUGGGCAGUCAUAAACACACGAUGGAUCCCGAAUGGAACCAGACGUUCUCUUUUCCCGUCACGUCUAGUGAAGCGAAGGUGACUAUCGUGGUGAAGGACAGAUCUUUUCCGAUGAACACUUCACUAGGUCAAGUUGUCGUGACUAUGAGUGAAGUGGGGCUAAACCGUGCAGACCGACGAUGGUUUGCUCUACGUGACGAGAGGGUGGUGUCAUCUCACGGCAACGGGGAAGUGGAGCUGACUCUCGAGUGGGUACACGACACUUUUGUUGCGCGUUCAGACUCGUUCAUUCGCGGCAAUCGCAUGCCGACGCUGGAAGCUCAACAGCGUCCACGUAAUGGCACUGGGGAUGGAGAGAAUUGCUGUUACCUGUGUAAGACCACGUUUGUGUUGCACCGUCGUCGAUACUGCCGAAUGUGCUUGCGUCUCGUGUGCACGUCAUGCUCCGAUCGCUUGUUCCUUCCUGGAUUUAGUGAGCCAAAGCGUGUGUGUUCCGGCUGCUGUGAUCUCCAAAUGAUGCUGCACAAUAAACUGCCUCGUAUGGGAGGUCCUGGGGGGCCAGGCUCGAAGGUUCCUUCGCAAGAUAAGCUGGACGAGCACGCACAGCGGAUGGAGGCGAUGCGGAAGCGCGAGGAAGCUGAGAAGCGACCUCUGUCUAUUAACGACUUUGAUCUGCUCAAGGUUGUCGGACGUGGCGCCUUCGGCAAAGUGCUGCUGGUUCGCAAAAAGGAUGGCAAGAACUCUGGCCAGAUUUAUGCCAUGAAGAUCCUUGUCAAGUCUCACAUCAUCAAGAACGACCAGAUUGAGAACACCAAGGCGGAACAACACAUUCUCAAAGAGAUUAGCCACCCGUACGUUGUGCGGCUGCGAUACGCUUUCCAGAACGCCGACAAGCUGUAUCUGAUCAUGGACUACUAUCCGGGUGGCUCCAUGUUCUACCACUUACGUAAAUCCAAGCGAUUCGCGGAGGAUCGUACGCGUUUGUACAUGGCUCAGCUGCUGACGGCAUUGAUGCAUCUGCACAGUAAGCAGAUCGCCUACCGUGACCUGAAAUUGGAGAAUAUUCUGAUGGAUCCGAAGGGAAAUAUCGCCCUAACUGACUUCGGUCUGUCCAAAGAGGGGCAGCUGGUCGAAGGCGCGAUUCGUGCGUCUCAGGCAGAUACCGGUAUGAAGACAAUCUGUGGUACAGCAGAGUACAUGGCUCCAGAGUUGCUGCGUCAUCAACCGUACGGGAAAGUGGUGGAUUGGUGGAGUUACGGUAUCCUGCUGUUCGAAAUGCUCACGGGACGUACCCCGUUUGUGGACCGCAAUCGACGGCAAAUGUUCAAGAACAUUAUGCAGUCGGAGGUCAUUUACCCUUCGCACAUUUCGCCUGUGGCUCGCUCUCUGAUCUCCAAACUGCUGAAUCGCGAUCCUGCGCGACGCCUUGGAGGCGGCCCCAAUGGCGGUCGGGAUAUCAUGGCGCACCCGUUCUUCGAGGCCAUUGACUGGGAUAAACUGAUGCGAAGGGAGAUCGAACCUCCCUUCGUUCCGGACGUGUCAAGCGUGGACGAUAUCACGAAUGUGCCCGAGAUGUUCCAGAAUAUGGCGGCGGUGGACUCUCCUGUCAACAAGAAGAAUGGCGAAGGACACCACUUUGACGACUUUACGUACCAAGAAGAAGGUUACAUUAUGCGUGCCACGCACCUAAACCAGCAUCACUAA
This is a messenger RNA of Phytophthora infestans T30-4, 2652 nucleotides long. Its product is annotated as RAC family serine/threonine-protein kinase. The record is from RefSeq and is a predicted model, not a curated record. Gene Ontology annotation, biological process: protein phosphorylation. The coding region runs from base 1 to 2652 and encodes 883 amino acids. NCBI's taxonomy places the organism in Eukaryota, Oomycota, Peronosporomycetes, Peronosporales, Peronosporaceae. The transcript has 2 exons. Gene Ontology annotation, molecular function: ATP binding; protein serine/threonine kinase activity; metal ion binding.